GUUAGCAAGAAGCUUUAUUGGCUUGUUUUCUUGGAGGAUUCACAAUGUCUUGAAACAAGGAGAGAAGACGCAGACAAAUUGAGGUACAUAAGAGCAGGUCUGUAAGCAUGUAAGAGUCCUUUUAGAGGGAUGUUCAAGAAGCUCAAUAAUGUGUUCCGACCCAACCAUCAUGGAAAUAGAGGCCGAGGUGAUGGUGGGCUUCACGGCGACUACCACAGCGCCUGCACGGUCCGACUGGUCCGCAGCACCUCCAUGCUGGUGGUGGGGGAGAGAAGUCGCUCUUCCGAGGGGUCAACCCUGACGCGAAGCAAGAGCAGCGUGAGCAUCGAGUCGACUCUGUACUAUUACCAGAGGCAAGAGGACAGGAUUUGGCUGUACUCCCAGAACCAGAACUGUCUGGAGUACCUGGAGGCUCUGGUGGCUCUCAGGAGGCAGUACACUAAAAGUGUUAGCGACCUGAAGAGCAACGACGCCAAGACUGCAGGGUGUCCGAAGAGGAAACCCGCACCCCCACCUCCAAAGAUGGAGGAACCGAUAUUAAGACCCAAACCAUCCACGCCUCCGGUCCCCACAGAGGAGGACACACUGCAGUUCUUUGAUGAGGUUAUCGCCAGCUGUGACAGCGAACCUCUGCGUAAACCCUACAAGGACGACGGCCACGCAGACGUAGACUUCAUAGUGGCCUCCAGCUCAGCCGAGCACGACCUUCACUCCAACUGGGUGUUGAGGGUCCCGCGGGUCGCAGACGACUCUGCACUGAGUGAAGCUCCCGAUAGUGCCAAGGAAAGCGCUUCAAAGAAGGAGAAGAAGAAGAAGAAGCAGCAGCAGCAGACCGGUUCCACAAGCAGCAGACUACGACUGCAGAGGAACCCGAUCCACCUGCCCAAAGUGGUGGAGAGUGCAUUCCAGACCCUGCGCUUUAAGCCCAAAUUAAAAAAGCAGUGAGGCUAACGUGGACACGUGAAACCAGCAGCACUGCCGUGACGCUGACAGAGCUCAGGCUAAAUUGUUUUUGCAGGCAAUACAUCUUUUUAAGACUGUUACACACUGACGCUGCAGCAAUCACAGUGGCUGGCAAAAGUAUUCACACCCCUUCAACCUUUUCACAUUUUGUCUCAU
Xiphophorus maculatus (southern platyfish) is the source of this 1119-nucleotide messenger RNA. RefSeq lists its product as uncharacterized. The record is from RefSeq and is a predicted model, not a curated record. The transcript is spliced from 3 exons. The coding region runs from base 130 to 945 and encodes 271 amino acids. NCBI's taxonomy places the organism in Eukaryota, Metazoa, Chordata, Actinopteri, Cyprinodontiformes, Poeciliidae.